UAUGGAAAAGUUGAGGCGAGAAACGGAAGAGGCAGAUACUCUCAAAAAGAAAAAGGAACUUGAUGAGAGUGAGCAUAAUCCAUCUUACGGAUAUGGAGGUAAAUUCGGAGUUGAGAAAGAUCGAAUGGAUCAGUCGGCAGUAGGGCAUGAAUAUGUUGGAAAAGUUGAAAAACAUGCCUCACAGAAAGACUAUUCCUCUGGAUUCGGAGGAAAGUAUGGAAUUCAGACUGAUAGAAUUGAUAAGAGUGCUCUAAGUUGGGAUCAUAAAGAGAAGAUUGAAAAACAUGCGUCACAGAAAGAUUAUGUUUCUGGUUUUGGAGGUAAAUUUGGUGUUCAAACUGACAGACAAGACAAAUCAGCUGUAGGAUGGGAUCAUAUGGAAAAAGUAGAAAAGCAUGAAUCGCAAAAAGACUACAAAACCGGCUUCGGGGGUAAAUUUGGCAUACAAUCUGAUAGGCAAGAUAAGUCAGCUUUAGGAUGGGAUCAUCAUGAAGCACCACAAAAACAUGAAAGCCAGCUUGAUCACAAAAAAGGUUUUGGUGGUAAGUUUGGAGUACAAACUGACAGAUUUGAUAAAUCUGCCGCUAACUUUGAUCCCCCUAAUAAAGUUGGAACAAAUUACACAAAAGUUAAACCUGACAUUGGUGGUGCUAAACCUUCAGAUUUGAGAGCUAAGUUUGAAACAAUGGCUCAAGAAACUAAGUCAGAUUCUACAGUGACAUCUUCACCAGCCCCUCGAAAAAAUAUCCAUGCCAAAGCCGCUUUGUUUUCAAACAUAAAAAAAGAGGAUCCAAUUUCUCCAUCCACCGAAAAGGUUCCUACACCAAAACAACUUGAUCAUUCAAAAACUGCCUUCCUAACUCAAUCUAGUCAACAAGAUGUAACUCCUGUUAGUGUUGAGAGCACUAAGUUGGAUAAGACAAAGACUGCAUUCCUGAUGCAGGCAAGUCAGGAACCAGUGGCGAACAAUGAAGAAACAGUUGCACCUAAGCAGUUAGACCAAACCAAAGUUGCUCAGUUUGAUGCUCAUAGUGAAGAGAGUGUGAUUGAAAAAGAAAAUAAUAUG
This is a messenger RNA of Leptinotarsa decemlineata (Colorado potato beetle), 1066 nucleotides long. It is a transcript of the gene Cortactin, whose product is annotated as cortactin. The record is from RefSeq and is a predicted model, not a curated record. Gene Ontology annotation, biological process: regulation of actin filament polymerization; cell migration. Gene Ontology annotation, molecular function: actin filament binding. NCBI's taxonomy places the organism in Eukaryota, Metazoa, Arthropoda, Insecta, Coleoptera, Chrysomelidae. Gene Ontology annotation, cellular component: actin filament; plasma membrane; site of polarized growth.